This is a messenger RNA of Neltuma alba, 690 nucleotides long. RefSeq names its product protein GRAVITROPIC IN THE LIGHT 1-like. The record is from RefSeq and is a predicted model, not a curated record. The transcript has 2 exons. Gene Ontology annotation, biological process: response to red or far red light; negative gravitropism. Lineage: Eukaryota; Viridiplantae; Streptophyta; Magnoliopsida; Fabales; Fabaceae. Bases 1 to 690 code for a protein of 229 amino acids.
AUGAGAAAAGCUGGGUGGAACUUGGAUGUAGUGGCCAACGCAGUUCAUCCAAACAUCAACUAUGCAAAGAAAGGGCAUAAUCAGUUUGCACUUUUGUCAUAUGUAUGUUUAGUGAUGUUUCAAGGUUUUGAUUUGGAAGAUUUUGGGAUGAAUUCCGGUGAACCCAUGUCAGAUGGCCAUGAUUUAGAUUCAGAAAAUAAAAGUAGGUUUUUGAAGCAACUGCUUGAGCAUGUAUCCAGCAAUCCAAUGGAGUUGCUUAGCAUCCAUCCUACUUGCGAGUUUUCAAAAUUUUGCGAGCAGCAAUACGAGAGACUUAUCCAUCCUACGAUGGAAUCAUCCAUUUUCAUUGAUUUGGAUGGAAAUGAAACGGUACUGAAGUCAUGGAGGUCAAUAAGCAUGUUCUAUGAUGCUUUUGUUAGAAUGGCUAGCGCCAUAUGGACACUUCAUAAGUUAUCCCAUGCCUUUGAUCCCGUGGUAGAAAUUUUUCAAGUGCAGAGAGAUGUAGACUUCUCAAUGGUAUACAUGGAGGAUGUUACAAGGAGAGUUACUUGGCCAAACAAAAGAAGGGCAAAAGUGGGAUUCACAGUGGUUCCAGGAUUUAAAAUAGGGGAGAUAGUUAUUCAAUCACAGGUUAGUUGUGUAGAGCUCUGUACAGAAUACUACUCCGUUUCUGGGGACUAUGAAAGCUGA